AUGACGAAGCAGGCGGAAACCAACUCGGUCCAGACGACGGCGAACAGCAAGGACGAGGACUGGAAGACCCAGGCCCCGUACGUGCCCCCCGGCAAAGCCCACCCCGACGGCGACAACUUUCAGAAGAAGAUCCGCGGCGCGUGCCAGUGCGGUCAGGUGUCGUACUGGCUCCAGAAAGAGAAGCCGUUGGCGUCCAAGUACUGCCAUUGCAAGGACUGCCAAAAGAUGCAUGGCGCACCAUUCCAAUGGGCCGCCAUCUUCCACAAGGAAGAUCUUGCCUUUGAGAAGGGUGUGGACGGUCUGGUCUUUUACUCCUCCGGCAAGAACCUCCAGGGCCACGAUCUACCCUGCAAAGUCAGCUGCGGAUUCUGCGGCAGCCGCAUCAUGGACGAGGGCCGGAACAUGGUGUUGCUGUUCCCCGGGUUGUUGCACUUUGAUGGCGAGCAGAAGCGCAAGAACUUUGAAGUCCAGAUGCACAUCUUUUACGGCCAAAGAGUCGUCGACCUGCCUGAUGGAAAGCCCAAAUGGAGCGGCCUGGAUGAGAAGAGUGAAAAGAUGGAGGAGGAAGUGGUAGAUGUUAAGCACAAGAAGCAAAAGACGGAUCAUGCCAACGGCGAAUAG
Colletotrichum spaethianum is the source of this 621-nucleotide messenger RNA. RefSeq lists its product as uncharacterized. The record is from RefSeq and is a predicted model, not a curated record. NCBI's taxonomy places the organism in Eukaryota, Fungi, Ascomycota, Sordariomycetes, Glomerellales, Glomerellaceae. The coding region runs from base 1 to 621 and encodes 206 amino acids. Gene Ontology annotation, molecular function: carbon-sulfur lyase activity. The transcript has 3 exons.